CCUAAAUAUAAAUGCAUCUGUGAGGAUGGCUGGGAGGCUCCAGCAGGGAACCCGUCCUGUGUGGCCGAUGUGAACGAGUGUAACCUUCCCACAAAACCUUGCUCCUCCAACCCCAUUGUUCCCUGCUACAACACACCGGGGUCCUUCUACUGUGGGACCUGUCCUGCUGGUUGGCAGGGCAACGGCUACAGCUGUCAGGAUGUGGACGAGUGUUUGACCAAUAACGGCGGCUGCUCCUCAGCUCCCAUGGUGCAAUGCCUGAACACCAUGGGCUCCUUCCACUGUGGGGCCUGCCCUCCAGGCUAUGAGGGGGAUGGAAGAACUUGCACCCAGAGCAACAUCUGCGCCGCCAACAAUGGAGGCUGUCACCCAUUGGCUUCCUGCACCUCCAGCCUAGGCUCCAGCCUCCCUGUAUGCACCUGUCCUCCUGGAUACAUCGGUAAUGGCUACGGACCAACUGGCUGCACCCAGACCAGCAACAUCUGUACGACCAACAACCCCUGUGUCAACGGGCAGUGUGUGCCCACCACCUCCUCUCCUGGCUACGUCUGCUCCUGCAACGCUGGCUGGCAGGGAGUCAACUGUGACCAGAAUAUCAACGAGUGCUUAAGCAACCCGUGUCAGAACGGAGGAACGUGCGCCGACGGCAGUAAUGGCUUCACGUGUACCUGCACCACUCAGUGGACCGGACCCCUCUGCCAGACAGCACAGCAAGUGUGUGGAGGGUACCUGACGGGCCCUGCUGGUAGCUUCAGUUAUCCCAACACGCCGGGUCAUGAUGAGUACGAUCACCAGGUCAGCUGUGCCUGGGUGAUCCGCACCGACCCCAACAAGAUCCUGCGCAUCACCUUCCCUUUCUUCCAUCUGGAGAGCAGCACCAACUGCAACUUCGACUUCCUCCAGAUCCACGACGGGGAGAGCGCUUCUGCUUACCAGAUCGGGAAAUACUGCGGCACAAAUAACCCCCAGGAGCUCUUCAGUUCCCACGAUUCACUUUACUUCUGGUUCCGCUCCGACCACACUAUCAGUGCUGACGGAUUCACUGUUGUUUGGGAGUCCCGGGACCCAGUGUGUGGAGACGAGCUAACUGCCCCAUACGGCAACAUUAACUCGCCUGGUUACCCUGGAAACUACCCACCCGGCAGAGACUGCUAUUGGUCGGUUACAGUGGAUCCCGGCCUCCUAAUUACCUUCGCAUUCGGGACUCUGAGUCUGGAGCAACACCCCGACUGCAACUUCGACUUCCUCGAGAUCCGGGAUGGUCUCCUACCUGAAGACCCAGUGUUGGGGAAGUACUGCAGCACUGGGUCCCCUGCCCCCCUGCAGACCACCGGUCCAGCUGCAUGGAUCCACUUCCACACCGACCACAGUGUCUCUGACCGAGGCUUCCACAUCACAUACACAACGUCACCAAGUGACCCAGGUUGUGGGGGUACCUUCACUGACAGUGAGGGCGUCCUCAUCUCCCCCAACUGGCCCAACAACUACGCCCACAGCAGACAGUGCAUCUACUUGAUCAAGCUGCCGGUCGGUGAGAAGGUGUCCCUCAACUUCACUGACAUCGACAUCGAGAGUCACGCCAGCUGCACAUUUGACUAUGUGGAG
This is a messenger RNA of Notothenia coriiceps (black rockcod), 1605 nucleotides long. RefSeq names its product cubilin-like. Gene Ontology annotation, molecular function: calcium ion binding. The record is from RefSeq and is a predicted model, not a curated record. The transcript is spliced from 10 exons. Lineage: Eukaryota; Metazoa; Chordata; Actinopteri; Perciformes; Nototheniidae. The annotation marks the transcript as partial.